AUGACCCCCCCGUGGAAAGCCCUCCUUGGUGGCAUGCUAGUCAUCGUAUCAGUACUGCCAAAUGUCACUGCUCAAUAUCCCAACCCGGGCGCAGUGACAGGCAAUGUCAACGUCCACGACCCAUCCGUCGUCAAGACUUCGGGCGGCACCUACAUCAUGGCCCACACGGGAACCAAUAUAGCCCUCAAAACGUCCACCGACCGCACCGCAUGGCGUGACGCCGGGGCCGCGUUCCCGAAUGGCGCCUCGUGGACAACCGCCUACACGGGUGGCGACUCCAAUCUUUGGGCACCAGACAUCUCCUACCGCAACGGGCAGUACUACAUGUACUACUCGGCAUCGACGUUCGGAUCCCAAAAGUCAGCCAUCUUCCUGGCCACGAGCUCCACCGGCGCGUCGGGCUCGUGGACCAACCAGGGCCUGGUCAUCGAGUCGUCGAGCUCCGUCGACUACAACGCCAUCGACCCCAACCUCGUCGUGGACGCCAGCGGCAACUGGUGGCUGUCCUUUGGCUCCUUUUGGACGGGCAUCAAGAUGAUAUCCAUCAAUCCGAGCACCGGCAAGCGCUCCGGCACGAACCUCGUAUCUCUCGCCCGUCGCACCGUAAACGACGGCGCAAUUGAGGCGCCCUUCAUCACGCGUCGCGGGAACUACUACUACCUGUGGGUGUCGUUUGACUUUUGCUGCAGGGGUGCCUCCAGCACCUACCGUACCAUGGUCGGUCGGUCCACCAGCGUGACGGGCCCGUACACUGAUCGCAACGGGUUGAGCAUGUUGAAUGGAGGCGGAACUGAGGUGAUGGCUACCCACGGCUCAAUUUAUGGACCCGGUCACCCGUCCGUUUUCACGGACGCCGACGCUGAUGUAUUUGUAUACCAUUACUACAAUAGCGCCAACACUGCACUCUUGGGCAUUAACCUCAUUCGUUGGGAAUCUGACUGGCCAGUCAUCUAUUGA
Messenger RNA from Colletotrichum orchidophilum, 957 nucleotides. RefSeq names its product glycosyl hydrolase family 43. The transcript has a single exon. Bases 1 to 957 code for a protein of 318 amino acids. The record is from RefSeq and is a predicted model, not a curated record. Gene Ontology annotation, biological process: carbohydrate metabolic process. Lineage: Eukaryota; Fungi; Ascomycota; Sordariomycetes; Glomerellales; Glomerellaceae. Gene Ontology annotation, molecular function: arabinan endo-1,5-alpha-L-arabinosidase activity.